CUCGGAACGCUGUCCGUAUCAUGGCCGCGGGAGCCGGGACGGCUCGCUCCGCUUCCGGCCCGGGCGUCGUGCGUGACCCGGCGGCGUCACAGUCGAAGAAGCGUCCCGGCAGGGAGGGCGCGCAGCGAUCGGACGCGAUGGCGGGAGGAGGCGGGAGCAGCGACAGCAGCGGGAGGGCUGCAGGCAGGCGGGUGUCCCGCAGCGGCGGGCGGGCUCGGCGGGGGCGCCACGCACCGGGGCUGGGGGGCUCCGCGGAGCGGGGCGCGGGAGAGGCGCGGCUGGAGGAGGCAGUCAACCGCUGGGUGCUCAAGUUCUACUUCCACGAGGCGCUGCGGGCCUUUCGGGGUAGCCGGUACGGGGACUUCAGGCAGAUCCGGGACAUCAUGCAGGCUUUGCUUGUCAGGCCCUUGGGGAAGGAGCAUACCGUGUCUCGGCUGCUGCGGGUUAUGCAGUGUCUGUCGCGCAUUGAAGAAGGGGAAAAUUUAGACUGUUCCUUUGAUAUGGAGGCUGAGCUCACACCACUGGAAUCAGCUAUCAAUGUGCUGGAGAUGAUUAAAACGGAAUUUACACUGACAGAGGCAGUGGUCGAAUCCAGUAGAAAACUGGUCAAGGAGGCUGCAGUCAUUAUUUGUAUCAAAAACAAAGAAUUUGAAAAGGCUUCAAAAAUUUUGAAAAAACAUAUGUCCAAGGACCCCACAACUCAGAAGCUGAGAAAUGAUCUCCUGAACAUUAUCCGUGAAAAGAACUUGGCCCACCCUGUUAUCCAGAACUUUUCCUACGAAACCUUCCAGCAGAAGAUGCUGCGCUUCCUGGAGAGUCACCUGGAUGAUGCAGAGCCCUACCUCCUCACGAUGGCCAAAAAGGCUUUGAAAUCUGAGUCUUCCACCUCAACCACAGUGAAGGAAAAUAAACAGCCAGCACCAGAGCCUGUGGAAAAGCCAGUCAGAGAACCUGCCAGGCAGCUACAGAACACUCCAACCACCAUUGGAAUUAUGGCUCUGAAAGCAGCUUUCAAGACUCUGUCCAGUGCACAAGAUUCUGAGGCAGCCUUCUCAAAACUGGACCAGAAAGAUAUGGUAUUUCCUAAUAAAGUGUGCCCACCAUCACCAGCCCUCAAAAACAAGAGACCGAGAAAAGAUGAAAACGAAAGUUCAGCCCCUGCUGAGGGUGAGGGUGGCUCUGAACUGCAGCCCAAGAACAAGCGCAUGACAAUAAGCAGAUUGGUUUUGGAAGAGGACAGCCAGAGCACUGAGCCGAGCACAGGCCUCGACUCCUCCCAGGAAGUCAUUCCUGCUUCACCAUCCAAGCCCACCAUCCUCAACCAACCCCUCCCUGGGGAGAAGAAUCCCAAAGUAUCCAAAGGCAAGUGGAACAACUCUAAUGGGGUUGAAGAAAAAGAGACUUGGGUAGAAGAGGACGAACUGUUUCAAGUUCAGGCAGCACCAGAUGAAGAGAGUACAACCAAUAUAACAAGAAAGCAGAAGUGGACUGUAGAGGAAAGCGAGUGGAUCAAGGCUGGAGUGCAGAAGUACGGGGAAGGAAACUGGGCCGCCAUUUCUAAAAACUACCCAUUUGUUAACCGAACAGCUGUGAUGAUUAAGGAUCGCUGGCGGACCAUGAAAAGACUUGGCAUGAACUGAAACAGGCCUUCAUUUCCACAGAAUUCACAGGAGCAUGGUUCCUAAUAAUAGCCCCUGGUAGUCUGCUGUUUCUUUCAGAAGCUGGGCUGGGAUGAGAAUCUUGGGCAUCUUCCUCCCAUGUGGGGGAGGUCCCAGUUCCACUUCAUCACAGUUGGAGAUCAUGGAGCUGAGAAACAAAGCCAAGUUCACCCCAUGUCCUUGACAGAGAUGACAGGCACAUAGCUUGUACAGUGCCAGAAUACCAUUAGUAUUUCCCUUCUUUAGUGGUUUGCUUGAAUUUAAAUCCCUGGUAAUCAGUAGAACCUUCUCCUAGGAAAUGGUGGAGUCUGUUAGGAGUCACUUUUGACUCCAUGACCUGUUAAAACCAGCAACAUGAGCAUUAUUUGGAGCGAACUUGUUCCAGGUAAAGCUUUGGCCUUCUGAUGCACAUGCAAAGGAACUUCAUCUGUCAUGAGCCCAGGUUGAUGAGAGACCAGUCCUGGUGGAAUCAGAGUCCCUUUAAAAACUGUUUAGCCAGUUGUGACAUCAACUCCUAGACGUGACUGCCUUGGCAUUUGCUCUAUUUGCUGGGCUAUGUAGGCAGGUUUAACCUCCACUUCUCACGUGGUUGAACCAGUGUGUUUUUUGGUAAAAUGGUGAUUGUAGAUAAGCUUAGCCGCUCUCCCCAUCCUCUCUUCCCAAUUCCCUCCUUUAUGCUGGACUUUUAAAGCUUAAAAAAAUCCUGAUUGAGUAUAAAUGCCUAAUUCCAUUCUUUGUGAAAUGGUUGCUUCCGCCUGAUUCCCUAAUUGUGCUGUGUUAGUGUCUUGCACUGGAAUUCAACAUUCCCUUCUCCUUUUGUACUGUGUUGUGCUUGCUGUCUCUCAGACAUCCUUAAAGACUAUCUUUUUAGGAAAAAAGAAUUUCAGUAAAGUGUUUUCUGUAAUUUUUUAAAAAUGAGAACUAAUUAUUGUCCAUAACUUGUAGCAUUCUUCAUUAAAGUCUUGCUUCUCUCAAAUUUAAGUAGCUGUUUAAUUGCAGCUGAAAAGAUGGAGGUAGCAAAAUGUUGAACAAGCUUUGCUAAACCAUAUUGUCCAUGUUAAGAAGCUGAGGUCAAACUGUAUUGGAUGUUCUAAUCCUUGGAAGCUGUGCCAUACAGAGAUGUGAAAGUUUCCUCUUAAUUUGUCCAUUUCCUCCUACAACGUACCUCCGUGGACAAAAGAAUUCCUUUUUUCUCACUUUUGAGUGAGUGAAAGGCAAGAUGUAAAGAAAUGCUAAAGUUUAAAAAUUCAUCCUGUAGUUGAAAUUUGGAAACUUUUUACAGCUUUAUUACCUAUUAACUGCGUGUUUGGGGGUUGGGUACUGCUGUCUUUCUAGCAAUUAACCCCAAAUGAAACUACAGUGAGAAAGCAAGAACUUGAUCUCCACUCAAUCUGGUUGUAGCUACUUGUGAUCUCCCUCCAAACCAAGCUUUAGGAUCCAGAAGCUUUUUACCUUCACCUCUCACACUGUUAGAUGGCGCUCUCUGGGUAGAAGAAUGACACUGUGAUACAUUUAAGGAAGCAAAAUAUCCUAAUCGUGUUUCUCAAAAUUUGAGAAAUGCAUAGAUCCAUUAACAUUUUUUAACAUAACUUCAAUGCUAUCUUUAUUAUAAUGUUAUAAAAUGUGUACAGACAUAAAACUCUGCCUACAGUUUCUAUAGAACUAUACAGCUUACCAUGAACCGAUGACUGUUUUGCUGAAUCUAAGUCACUGCUCACCACAUGAGUAGUGCUAGGACUGUGGCAGUGGUGGGACUCUGGUGGGGAUGCCUGUGCCACUAUGUACUGAGAAAUGAUCCCAGUCUCUCCCACCUUCACCUUAGUGAGACUGCUGCACCUGCAGAGCCACUGUGCCCCAGACUGCUGUGAUGUCAUCUGGCCUUUGCUGGAACUGAACACAAUUAUGAAGUGUGUUCUUCAUAACAUAACACAUAGCUUGUGACAGUUAAAGUAUUACCACUUGGAGUCACUGUGAUGCCUUCUGAAGCAAUACUUGGUUAGAAGGUACUCAUGCUGUUUUGUUAAGAUUAUGGCUGAGAUAAAAACAUUUAGACAUUGUCAGAACUCAGAGACUGACAGAUACACUAUCCUGAUGGGUAAGAGUGUGAGGCCCACUCAGGGCCCCAGCUGUGCCAGCUGUGCUUGGAGAUGGUGAGUUAGCCACUGGAAUCUCUGGAUGUCCAUUUCCUCAUCUCUAAUGUAGUAGGUAAUGGUACUUCCCUUGUAGCCUGUUGUGAGAAUAAAAUAAGAUGCACAUAAA
This is a messenger RNA of Mesoplodon densirostris (Blainville's beaked whale), 3917 nucleotides long. It is a transcript of the gene TERF2, whose product is annotated as telomeric repeat binding factor 2. Bases 21 to 1640 code for a protein of 539 amino acids. NCBI's taxonomy places the organism in Eukaryota, Metazoa, Chordata, Mammalia, Artiodactyla, Ziphiidae. Gene Ontology annotation, molecular function: protein homodimerization activity; G-rich strand telomeric DNA binding; double-stranded telomeric DNA binding. The transcript has 10 exons. The record is from RefSeq and is a predicted model, not a curated record. Gene Ontology annotation, biological process: protein localization to chromosome, telomeric region; negative regulation of telomere maintenance via recombination; negative regulation of telomeric D-loop disassembly. Gene Ontology annotation, cellular component: shelterin complex; chromosome, telomeric region; nucleus.